GCAAAAAAGGAAUCCAGAUAUCAACAUUUCUUCACAGUAAAAGAGAAAGAUCACAACUUCGACGAAAUACCUAGAUAUACAAUAAAACCAUAAAGAAAGCUUUGACCUUUUUAGGGAAAAGGCCAGCAAGACCAAAACUUUGCGCAAAAAAGGAAUCAUGCAAGCACAAAGAGCGACAAUAAUAAAAAUCUGCAAAGAAAGGGUACGAAACAAAAGUACCAACCUGUGAAGGAAGAUGAAGAGCAGUGGCGGAUGCGUGGCGAAAGCGCGAAUGAUCCAACAAAGAAUGAUCCAACAAAAGCUUCAAAAUGUCAAAGAAAGAAGAAAAAGCUUGGGGCAAAAAGAGGGUGUUCUUUACAGAAGGAAGAAAGAAAACUUCUCCAAAUUCCUUCUCUAAAUUCAAAUUGAAAGGAGGGAAUGAAACGGCAAAAGAAAAUUAAAAACCCUAUUAAUAAGGCUUUUAAAAGUGCUCGCACGUUCCCAAGGAAGCUAAACACAUCCUAAAAUCACGCCGCAAAUUAAAAAGCUAGAAACGCUUUGCAUUAAAGCAGAAGCAACGCUAGAUUCACCUAAGGAGGAGCUGCUCAAAACCCACCAAAACAAUGCUCGAGCACGACUUCCUCAAAGGGGUCGAAGUCUAAAAACACGACCUCAAGAGAAAGAUUGAAGCUCAAGCAGGGGCACUGUUCAUACCUUGGACCGAGCUGUACAGUCCGGGUUGGACGAGGACAAAGCGGCCGACCUCUUAUAAGACUGUUGACACCGACCUCUUCCCAAAGAGCUCGACCAAAUCACCAUAGAGGCCCAAACAGGCCCAAAGCAGAGGCUCGCAAUCCACUUGAAGGCGGCUGUCCAAAAGAUAAGUGAUCUCAUCAACAAAAGAUAAGAUAACUAACUUAUCUCAAGGAAGGUCACUCUACGCUACUAUAAAUACACUGGAGCACCCAGGUACCACCACCCUCCGGUGAUUAAAGAUCAACAAGCACCUCAAGGGUCCAGCAAAUUGUACACAACAUCUCCGAUCACAUCAAUAGAUCUCGUCCAAGAUCGACCUUCAGUUUCAGCCACAGGUCCAACAAGUAGAAACUUUCCAUGGGCAGUUGUAAGUUUUCAUGACUCCACCUUAAGGUUGACACCAACUCCUUACUCCUUGUCAUCGUCCCCUUCCGAUAGUGAAAAGCACAGAAAAAGUCAAAGAUCGGAGAAGACGACGAUUUGAAGUAGCACAAGCUCCUCCAUUUCUAUUAGAAAACAAAUCUUUUCUACCCAGAUUGAAACCCUAACACGAGAAUGGAGUGUAUUGGUAGGCCUUCCAAUGGAGAGAGCAGCGUAGUUCGGUUCCCAUUGUCACCAUCGAGCUCUUUGGUCAUUCAGAAAGGAGAUAUCACCAAAUGGUCCAUCGAUGGUUCCUCCGAUGCAAUAGUAAAUCCUGCAAAUGAGAGAAUGCUUGGCGGUGGUGGUGCAGAUGGCGCGAUACAUAUGGCUGCUGGUCCUGAACUUGUUCAAGCAUGUUAUAGUGUUCCAGAGGUGAGGCCUGGAAUUCGGUGCCCAACUGGGGAGGCAAGGAUCACACCUGGUUUUAGAUUGCCUGCUUCUCAUGUUGUUCAUACUGUUGGACCAAUCUACAAUUCUAAUAGUAACCCUGCUGCUUCUCUUUCAAGCGCUUAUAGGAAUAGUUUGAGGGUUGCGAAGGAUAAAAAUAUUCAGUAUAUAGCAUUCCCAGCUAUAUCAUGUGGUGUCUUUGGAUAUCCUUACGAUGAGGCUGCCACGGUAGCAAUUUCUGUCGUCAGGGAGUUUCGAAAUGAGUUUAAGGAGAUCCACUUCGUUAUGUUCUUGCAAGAUAUUUAUCAAGUUUGGGUAAAUAAGGCAAAUGAUCUGAUGAAAAAUUAGCACCGUAGAAUCAUCGAGAAUCAACUAUUUCAAUGGCUGUAUGUUAGAAUAAUUAAGCGUAAUUGUCCAUGCACUGUAAUCAUUAGAUGUUCAUAUGCUUCUGUUCUAUGAAAAAUCAUAGCCUUUUCUUUUUGGGUUUGAUCAUUGCUACUAAUGUGCCCUUUUUCCCCCCUUGCUGUGGAUCUGAUUAUAAUGAAUAUUAUAUAUUGCCUCUAUCAAUUAUCAUGCUUGUUUCAUCA
This is a messenger RNA of Arachis duranensis, 2129 nucleotides long. RefSeq lists its product as uncharacterized. The record is from RefSeq and is a predicted model, not a curated record. The coding region runs from base 1291 to 1890 and encodes 199 amino acids. The transcript is spliced from 9 exons. NCBI's taxonomy places the organism in Eukaryota, Viridiplantae, Streptophyta, Magnoliopsida, Fabales, Fabaceae.